AUGGGUCAUCAUUGCUGCAGCAAACAGAAAGUCAAGAGAGGGCUAUGGUCCCCUGAAGAAGAUGAGAAGCUAAUCAGAUACAUCACAACUAAUGGCCAUGGUUGUUGGAGCUCUGUUCCAAAACUAGCAGGCUUGCAGAGGUGUGGAAAGAGUUGCAGAUUAAGAUGGAUAAACUACCUGAGACCGGAUCUCAAAAGGGGUUCUUUUUCUGCACAAGAAGAAAGAACGAUCAUUGAUGUUCAUAGAAUUGUAGGCAACAAAUGGGCUCAGAUAGCCAAGUAUUUGCCAGGUAGAACUGACAAUGAGGUGAAGAACUUUUGGAACUCAUGCAUCAAGAAAAAGCUUAUUGCACAAGGGUUAGAUCCCAACACUCACCAUCUCCUCCUUCCUAUUGACCAGAUUAACAAUAACAAUAACAACACCAACGCAUGCACUCUCUCACAUAUCCAUCAACAACCCACUGCUUUAGUAUUUUCUUCAAAUACACAGAUGAUCAAAGAUGCUAAAAUGGACAUGAAAUCUCCUUUUCUGACAUUACCUCCACUUCCUCCUCCUCCUGACACUAGUAAUUCUAUCCAUCCUCCCUCAUUGCACGGAAUCUCAGCCAUCCCUCCCUUUGAAUUCCUAAACCCUAACUAUGUUUGGAUGACAACUGUUAGCGAUCAAAACCAGCAUGCUGUGAUGGAGUUGGUGAACCGAUCCUCAAUGGGUCGAAGUACUCCAAUCGGGCCUUAUCAGAUAAAUCCAUCUGGGUUUGAGGUCCUGGAAGAGAAUUAUAUGCGGGACACCAUAGCCAGCCUUGAACCCAGAAAGCAAUUAGAAGGAGUGCAACAGCAGCAGGAGGAGGACAAGGUUUGUGAAGGGAAAGCAGAUAAUUCCAAGGAAUUGAGAAAUGGUGAGAACAUAGACAAUUCAUUUGACAGCUGUAGCUUUGAUCUUGAGUUGGAGUACUCGGGGCUCUUGCCUUGUGGGACUGGAAUGUAUUGUAGCAGUACUAGUUCAAGUUGUAUCGAUCAACUUACAUGGGGGGAUUGUUAG
Vitis vinifera (wine grape) is the source of this 1038-nucleotide messenger RNA. Its product is annotated as transcription factor MYB26. Lineage: Eukaryota; Viridiplantae; Streptophyta; Magnoliopsida; Vitales; Vitaceae. The coding region runs from base 1 to 1038 and encodes 345 amino acids. The record is from RefSeq and is a predicted model, not a curated record. The transcript is spliced from 2 exons.